Molecule: messenger RNA, 1431 nt
Organism: Dictyostelium purpureum
Lineage: Eukaryota; Evosea; Eumycetozoa; Dictyosteliales; Dictyosteliaceae
Exons: 8
Coding region: 1-1431 (476 amino acids)
Molecular function (GO): iron ion binding; monooxygenase activity; oxidoreductase activity, acting on paired donors, with incorporation or reduction of molecular oxygen
Source: RefSeq, a predicted model, not a curated record
AUGAAAAUUGCACAUAAACAUAUUUUUUCUUUAUUAAAUAAUAAUAUAUAUCAAAAAAACAUCAAAUCUUAUAAAAAUGACCUUCCAGGACCAGUAGGAUUACCAAUCAUUGGAAAUCUAUUAGGAUUAAAGGACAAUCCCUAUUCAACAAUGGAUUAUUACCAUAUUUUAUAUGGCGGUAUUUAUAGAUUGUGGCUUGGGGAAUAUUAUAUGAUAUCGGUGAGUGACCCCGAUAUAGUAAGGGAAAUGUUGGUAAAAAAUCAUUCAUCCUUUUCCUCACGACCAAAUUUACCAAUUGUUGCAUUUGGUUCAAAUAAUUUUAAGGGUAUUUCAGGGUCUUCAGGUACAUAUUGGAAAAAGAAUAGGAAUUUAUUACUCAGUGCAAUGAAAGGAGCAAACACAAAACAUGUUUAUGAGUUAUUAAAUUAUAAAGUUCAAUCACUAAUUGAAAUUAUGAAUACAAUUCAAUUAUCAAAUGAUUAUUUUGAGCCCAGAAUUUUUGCCCCAAGAUUUGCAAUUUCAACAAUGUUUAAAUAUUUAUUUAACGAAAAUAUACCCUAUUUUAAUCACGAAGAUAAAUUAAUAUCAUUAAUUCAAGAAUCGUUUAGCUUUAUGACAUUAGGAAAUGUGGGUGACUUUUUUUCAAAACUACAUCCAUUAUAUUUCAGAUAUUUACACUCAAAAGGCAAAUGUUUUGAAAAGAUUAGGGAUUUUCUAAGAGAAAAGUAUAAUGAACAUUAUCAAACCAUCGAUAAAGAAAAACCAAGAGAUUUAUUGGAUUUCUUAAUAUAUGAAUAUGGUGAACCAACUGAAGAAAAUAUCACAACAAUUAUUCAAGUUUUGUUUGAUUUAUUGUUAGCUGGAACUGAUACAGUUUAUUCAUCGAUUGAAUGGAUUUUGCUUUUAUUUACAAAUAAUUAUGACUAUCAACAAAAAAUUUAUAAAGAACUAAAAGAAGUUGUCGGUAAUAGGGAAAGAGUGUUACUUUCAGAUAGACCACAGACAGUUUUUACUCAAGCAUGUAUAAAAGAAGCUAUGCGAUUUAAAGCUCCAUCUCCGUUUGGAUUGCCUCACACAGUUACACAGGAUAUUUUAAUUAAAGACUAUUUUAUUCCAAAAGAUUCAAUGGUUCUUGUUAACUACUAUUCAAUAGCCCAAAAUCAUAAAUAUUUCCCAAACCCUCAUAUAUUCGACCCAUAUAGAUUCAUGGGAACUCAACAGCCCGAUGGAUUUAUGGUAUUUUCAGUUGGUAGCCGAGCAUGUUUGGGUCAAUCAUUAGCAAUGGAUUCUAUAUAUUUGUUAAUUUCAAAUAUAAUAUUAAAUUUUAAUUUAAAGUCUAUUGAUGGAAAAAAAAUUGAUGAUUCGAAUCAUGUUUCAGGUUUAAAUUUAAGACCAAACAGAUAUAAAUUAAAAUUAGAAAAAAGAUAUUAA